Messenger RNA from Cuculus canorus (common cuckoo), 3165 nucleotides. RefSeq names its product huntingtin associated protein 1 (gene HAP1). The coding region runs from base 346 to 2457 and encodes 703 amino acids. Gene Ontology annotation, biological process: neurotrophin TRK receptor signaling pathway; neurogenesis; anterograde axonal transport of mitochondrion. Gene Ontology annotation, cellular component: dendrite. Gene Ontology annotation, molecular function: signaling receptor binding. NCBI's taxonomy places the organism in Eukaryota, Metazoa, Chordata, Aves, Cuculiformes, Cuculidae. The record is from RefSeq and is a predicted model, not a curated record. The transcript is spliced from 16 exons.
CACGUAACGCCAGCCAAACUGGACACCACAGUCCAGCAAGAGACGCCCCCCGGCCAGCACCCACACACCCAUCACCCCCAGCCCGGCCCAGACUCGCCCGCUGCUGCCCAGCCCCAUGCUGGCCCUGCAUCCCAGGGGUCGGCUGCGGGUGGGCACCGUGAUGCUGCGACCAUCACCGACUUGUGCAGCGGCGAUGCCUCCGAGGUGGAGAUCAUCAGCCUGCUGGGCGAGCAGCUGCCCCGCUACACGCUGCGAGCUGACACCGUCUUCGGCUACGAUCACGACGACUGGCUGCGUGCUCGCCCUGGACCCCCAGAGCCCGUGGGUCCCCUCACCCCCCGGCAGAUGGAGGAGACCCUGCAGUACUUUCUCCUCUGCGCUGAGCGGGUGGUCAGGAUGACGAAGACCUACCACGACAUCGAUGCUGUCACCAACCUGCUGGAUGAGAAAGAGCGCGACCUGGAGCUGGCGGCACGCAUCGGGCAGUCCCUGCUGAAGCAGAACCGGAGCCUGACUGAGCGCAAUGAGCUCCUGGAGGAGCAGCUGGAGUUGGCCAAAGAAGAGAUUGCUCAGCUGCGCCACGAGGUCUCCAUGCGCGAUGACCUGCUCCACUUCUACACCACCACCACAGAGGAGAGCGAACCCACCUCUGCCACCUCCACGCCGCUGCGCCGGCAUGAAUCCUCGCUGUCCCUGCAGCAGUACUUCCAGUACGACACCCUGCAGCAGAAACUCAAGAGUCUGGAGGAGGAGAACCAGAAGCUUCGCAUGGAGGCCACCAACAUCGCAACCGAGACCUGUCAGUACGAGGACCAGGAGCAGCAGCUGAUGAUUGACUGCGUGGAGCAGUUCUCCGAAGCAAGCCGGCAGGUGGUUUAUCUCUCCGAUGAACUGACCCGCAAGGCAGAGGACACGGCGCGGCAGCAGGAGGAGAUCAGCCAGCUCCUGGCGCAGGUGGUGGACUUGCAGCAGAAGUGCCGCGCGUACGGAUCGGAGGUGGAGGAGCUCCAGCAGCACUUGGCUGUGGCGAAGGAGGUGCAGCAGCAGCUCCGGACGGAGCUGCGGGACCUGCAGGAGAAGUACGUCGAGUGUGGUGGGAUGCUGCAGGAAGCCCAGGAGGAGGUCAAGAACCUGCGGAGCCGCAGCCUGCCCAACAGCACCGUCAGCCGCUACGGCGCGCCCAGCCUCCUGCCCGUGGACUCGCUAGCGGCUGAGAUCAAGGGGACAAUGAGGAAGCGGACAGACAGCUCCUCCUCGGACUAUAAGAGCUAUCGCCGAGUCUUUGAGACGGUGAAAGCAGUGAACCAGGGGGCCAAAGCCAAGUCUUGCUCCGGGUCUCCGCACAGCGUGCCGGGCUCCAAACAAUUAUCGGCUGCACCCUCCGGAGGGGCCAGCACCCCCCACGCCAGCGGCUCCGGCACAGAGGGCGCCCAGGACAAGGGGGCUGGAGAGGAGCCCCGCGCAGCCCCGGACCAGCAGGACCUGGAGGCAGCGGUGCAGCGGCUGUCGGUGCGGCAGCAGAGCCAUGCCUCGGAGGAGCGCUCCUUCUUUGAGGCAGAGCGGGAGCACAAGCUUUGGCGGCUGAGAGACGGGGAGAGCUCCAGCGGUUUCCUCACCCCCAACGAGAGCAUCAUCUCCACUGGGACCAACUACUCUGGGGGCUCAGAGCUCACCGCUGGCUCUGGCUUUUCUCUCGGCUCCCUCACCUACCUGCCUGACAAACUGCAGAUCGUGAAGCCCCUGGAAGGCUCUGUGACGCUCCACCACUGGCAGCAGCUGGCACGGCCCAACCUGGGUGGGAUCCUGGUGCCCCGUCCCGGGGUGCUCACCAAAGACUUCAGGCAGCUGGACAUCGACCUGGAGGAGGUCUACAGCCUCAACGACCUGGAGGAGGACGAUGUGGACACCAGCUCCUUCCAGCUGCUCCCUACCUCAACGCCCGCCAAAGCCAAGGAGCGCCCCGGGGUGUUCCUCUCUGUUAACAACCUCCCCCAGACCCUGUCUACCUCCACCAUCACCACCUGCCACAUCCUCCACCCCACCACUGAGAGCACCACGGUGACACCCAGUCUGUAUAACGCCGUCGUGCCUUCUUGUGGGCCCCUUGAGAGGCUGAGACCCACCAGCCCCUCGCCAGAACAGUCUUCCCCGAUGCUGGCGCCUGCUCCCGGACACCUGCGCACCCCGAUGGGACUCGUUGGGCUCUUGCUGGCUCGGGGAAUCUCUGCCUCGGUGCCAGGGACCAGGUGGUGGGGGAGGCCCCCCUUGCUCCCCCCUGAGCACACUGACACCUCACCUGGAGGUGGGGGGCAGGACAGACACCCAGGAAGGAGCAGCAUCUUCAGCUUGAACCUGGUGGAGAAGCUGCGGCGCUUGGGGUUGGACAAGGUGGUGGCCAGAGGGGAGAUGUCAUAUAUGCGAGGAGAGCACCGAGGAGCCUGGGGUGCGCUGACGUGACAGUGCUGCAGAGCUCCUGAGCUCAGGGUGAGACACAUCCUUCCUCCUCUUCAUCGCCCAUCCAUGGGGAAAGGGAGAUGGGACGGGCUUUCAGCCUCAGCUCCUGGUGAUGUCCAGGUGGCAGGAGCUUUGCCCUGGCUGCCAGGAUCCAACCCUGCGGUGCAGCGCAGCCCCAGGGCGACGCUCCCCGGGCCCUGUGUUACGGUGUGGUGGGGGUCCCUUGAGCAGAGAGCCGUGUGGGGCGAUGCUCGAGGCUCUGCGGGGAGCCCAGUCUGGGCAGGGGCUGCCGGCUGACCCUGUCCCCCCCACUGUGGGGCUGUGGACACUUCCAGGAGCCAUUUGCUGGCAAUAAAAACUGUUCCUGCUUCUGCUGAGCCUGUCUGAGGAGCAAGGGGCAGCUUGGCCCUUUGGGGCUGUCCGGGCUGCUGCAGUGAAGGGUGAUGCUCAGCCUGGGCUUGGGUGACGCAUGGGGGGACUAACAUGUGCCGGGGUGAGACCCCCACUCUGGGCUGGGCCCCUGCCUGGCACCUGGGCUGAGUUUUAAAGGGAAUGGUGGUUUUAAACUCACUCCUGCCCAUCGAGUAGCAGUAGUAGCAGUACCCUCCAAGCUCAGGGGACACCUGCAGAGGGUGGUUCUUGGGGUGUAGCUGUUGCCCCCUCCAGCUGCACCCCUCUCCCUGAGCUGUACCCUGUCCCCUGUUAAAUAAA